CAGGAGCCGGGCGCUGUGAGGGGCUGAGGGGAGGGACGGGACGGGGGCAGAGCCGCCACCAUGAUCGGGCAGAAGACGCUACACUCGUUCUUCAGCUCCACGCCGCUGCCGAAGCGCGACCGCUCCCCGGAGCCGGGCGGCAACACUCAGGGUGGCUCGGUCAAGCGGCCGCGGUCGGCGGGGGACGACUCGGGCGCGGCCUGGCCGCGCUGCCCACCGCUGAGCCCGGAGCAGCUGGAGCGGAUCCGCAGGAACAAGGAAGCGGCUCUGCAGCGGCUGGCGGCCCGCACCGCGCCCCCGGGCUUCGCGGACAGCUGGAGGCGGCCGCUGGCGGCGGAGUUCGCCCGGCCCUACUUCGCCCAGCUCAUGGCAUUUGUGGCAGAGGAGCGGCAGCGUCACACGGUUUACCCGCCCCCAGAUCAGGUCUUCACUUGGACGCAGAUGUGCGACAUCAAAGACGUAAAAGUUGUCAUCUUGGGGCAAGAUCCUUACCAUGGACCCAACCAAGCUCAUGGACUGUGCUUUAGUGUUCAGAAGCCUGUUCCACCUCCACCCAGUUUGGAAAAUAUUUACAAGGAGCUUUCAACUGAUAUUGAGGACUUCGCCCAUCCCGGCCAUGGGGACCUAACUGGAUGGGCCAAGCAAGGGGUACUUCUGCUCAAUGCUGUCCUCACGGUCCGAGCACACCAAGCUACUUCCCAUAGGGAGAGGGGCUGGGAGCAGUUCACUGAUGCAGUGGUGUCCUGGCUGAACGAGAAUUUGGAUGGACUUGUCUUCAUGCUGUGGGGAUCUUACGCACAGAAGAAAGGGAGCUCCAUUGACAGGAAACGCCACCACAUCCUGCAGACUGCCCACCCCUCUCCGCUGUCUGUGUACAGAGGCUUCUUCGGCUGCCGUCACUUCUCCAAGACAAAUGAAUUGCUGAAGAUGUCUGGCAAGAAGCCUAUUGACUGGCGAGCGCUCUAAGUUGCAAGCGUGAACUUGGGGGAAGGGAGGCUUGGUGAUGUCAGUCAGUACCUGUUUUCUAGGGUCAUUCUAUCCUGAGAAUCUCUUUUUGGAUGCUGCUCUGCUGGAUAAACGGAAGGGCCUAAUGUGAAGAAGUUCCAGUUCUUUAAUAUCUAUUUUUAUGUACUGUAUGAGUGAGCAAACUUGAAUUCAGUGUGAUGCACCAAUUUUUGGACUGCUGUUUAGCAGAAAUCUGAAUCCAGUCUUGAACCAGGAAAACACCGAAGGGUGUGUUAAUAGUGGCUCAUUGACCUAAUAGGGCUGUAUUCAGGCUUUUUUUUUUUUUUUAUGAACUGGUUGGGAUUCUUGUAUGUUUAAACCCAUCAGCUUUUUGACUCCUGCAGGUGAAAGCCAUCUCAGCAAUAUUUUUCCUUGCUUCCCUGUUUGGAAAUCCAUAUUUUAGGUUUUGAGAGGGAGAGAAGCACCCUUUUUUAGGAGGAGAAGCU
This is a messenger RNA of Gavialis gangeticus (Gharial), 1451 nucleotides long. It is a transcript of the gene UNG, whose product is annotated as uracil DNA glycosylase. The transcript is spliced from 7 exons. Bases 61 to 966 code for a protein of 301 amino acids. Lineage: Eukaryota; Metazoa; Chordata; Crocodylia; Gavialidae. Gene Ontology annotation, cellular component: nucleus; mitochondrion. Gene Ontology annotation, molecular function: uracil DNA N-glycosylase activity. Gene Ontology annotation, biological process: base-excision repair, AP site formation via deaminated base removal; base-excision repair. The record is from RefSeq and is a predicted model, not a curated record.